AUCAGCUCUCAGGCCUGCAGGCCCGGUGGGCAUGGCACAUCCAGUUCUCUGCUCAGGGUCUUGCAAAACGGAGAUUGCACCCGGGCUCUUCCAGCCCCUGCGGUUUUGGGGAGUCUAGUUUUUUUAAGGGACCACCUGGAAGCCGCGGGCCACGUGUGCCUCCUGAAGGACGCCUCGGACUUCGCCGGCCCCGCGGACGUCGAACCUGGGUUUCUGGUCGUUGCCUCGGGCCGGGGUGGGGAGGGCUGGUGCCCAGCUGCGCCCCCUCCUCACCUGUCCUCCUCCGCAGGCCACGGCAUCCCCUUCGGCGUGGUCUUCGGCGGCACGGACCUGAAUGAAGACGUGCACCAGGGAGACAAGCACCUGGUGAUGGGGAAGGUCCUGGAGGAAGCCAGGUUCGCCGUGGCUUUCACCGAGUCCAUGAGGGCGGCCGCGUGCCUGCAGUGGGUGGACCCGGUGUUCACGAGGGAAGUCAAGGCCAAGGUGGAGAGGUCGGCGGGGGUGCGGCUGCUCCCCGAGAUGCCCCAGGGCGACCUGCACGCGGCCGAGAAGAACUGCCUCGCCCUGGUCAACAGCUCGCUCUCCGAGGGCAUGUCAGCAGCCAUUCUGGAGGCCAUGGACCUGGAGGUGCCCGUGCUGGCCAGGAACAUCCCGGGCAACGCGGCCGUGGUCCAGCACGGGGUCACGGGGCUGCUGUUCUCCGACCCUCAGGAGUUCGUGCAGCUGGCGAGGCGGCUGGUCCGCGACCCUGAGCUGGGGGCCGAGCUGGUGGCCCAGGGGAGGGAGUACGUGAGGACGCGCCACUCCUGGCAGGCGGAGCGCGACACC
This is a messenger RNA of Myotis davidii, 828 nucleotides long. RefSeq names its product glycosyltransferase 1 domain containing 1 (gene GLT1D1). The annotation marks the transcript as partial. Gene Ontology annotation, molecular function: glycosyltransferase activity. The transcript is spliced from 8 exons. The record is from RefSeq and is a predicted model, not a curated record. NCBI's taxonomy places the organism in Eukaryota, Metazoa, Chordata, Mammalia, Chiroptera, Vespertilionidae.